AUGACGUAUUUUCACGAUCAUCAGUUUUCCCACAGGUUACAUGUGACGGUGGUGAAAGCGGAGAAUGUUACUAAAGGAGCGCUCGGUGACUUGUUGGACACGCCGGACCCGUACGUGGAGCUGUCUAUUCCGACCGCUCCGGAGUCCAGAAAACGGACGCGUCACAUAGACAAUGACAUCCAUCCGACGUGGAACGAAACGUUCGAGUUCCUCCUGGACCCCAAACAGGAACAUGUGCUGCAGAUGACCCUAAUGGAUGCCAACUAUGUCAUGGAUGAGACUUUGGGCACUGCGAAAUAUCUAAUCAACAACCUCAAACUAGGGCAUAAGGAGAUGGUGACUCUGCAAAUCGGCAAGACCACCAAGGUGUACCUGGAGAUGUCACUUGAAGUUUGUUCCUCCACAGACCUGCGCUUCAACAUGACCCUCUGUGAUCAGGAGAAGGUGUUCAGACAGACGCGCAGGGACAGAGUCAUGCUCGGCAUCAAGAAGCUCCUCAGCAUGGAAGACCCACACUCCCUUCCGACCUUGCCGAAAGAGGUCCCCACCAUCGCUAUAGUGGGAUCAGGAGGAGGUUUCCGAGCCAUGGUGGCAUUUUCUGGAGUGAUGAAGGCUCUGUACGAGUCUGGAGUCCUCGACUGCGCUACCUACGUGGCGGGGCUCUCCGGAUCGACGUGGUACAUGUCUAUGCUUUACUCCCACCCCGAAUUCCCGGAAAAAGGUCCCCGAGAGAUCAACCAGGAGCUGAUGAAGAGCGUGAGCAACAAUCCUUUAAAACUGCUAAUGCCGCAGCACAUCAAGCGAUACAUUAAAGCUCUGUGGAAGAAGAAAGCGGCGGGUCAGCCUGUAACCUUCACCGACUUCUUCGGCAUGUUAAUCGGAGAGACGCUCAUACCGGGGCGAAUGGACAUGACGUUAAGCUCCAUACAGGAGAAGGUGAACCAGGGUCAGUGCCCACUUCCUCUCUUCACCUGCCUGCACGUCAAACCCAACGUCUCAGAGCUCAUGUUCGCUGACUGGGUGGAGUUCAGUCCGUAUGAGAUCGGCAUGGCCAAGUAUGGAACCUUCAUGACUCCUGAGCUGUUUGGCAGCAAGUUCUUCAUGGGAAGCGUGGUGAAGAAAUAUGAAGAGAACCCCCUGCACUUCCUCAUGGGUGUUUGGGGCAGUGCAUUCUCCAUCCUGUUUAACCGGGUCCUUGGUGUGAAGGAGAUGACCGGCUGCAGCACUAUGGAGGAGGAGCUGGAGCAAAUUAAACCGGAGCACAUACUUGGAAACGACUCGACAGAUAACGAAGAGGAACCUCGCAGGAUGGGCACGGAGUCGGCGGAAGCGGAGGAGGAGCGCCAGCGUAACGCCCAGGCCAGCUGGACGCAGCGGAUGUUCAACUCCAUAGUGGGCGACACGUCUCUGUUCAACACUCGCGAGGGCCGAGCGGGCAAAGUGCACAACUUCAUGCUGGGGCUGCACCUGUACAAGGGCGAGAACAACACGCACCACCCGCACCUCGCACACCAGGUCUCCGUGGAGGACGAGGUGGACGCCGUCACAGAUCCCGACGAGUUCGAGCGCAUCUACGACCCCAUGGAUGUCAGCAGUAAGAAGAUCCACGUCGUGGACAGCGGCCUGACCUUCAACCUGCCGUACCCCCUGAUCUUGCGAUCCCAGCGAGGCGUCGACCUGAUCAUCUCUUUCGAUUUCUCAGCCAGGCCGAGCGACUCCAGCCCGCCGUUCAAGGAGCUGCUGCUGGCCGAGAAAUGGGCGCGCAUGAACAAGCUGCCGUUCCCUAAGAUAGACGUGAAGGUUUUCGAUCGCGAGGGCCUGCAGGAGUGCUACGUGUUUAAACCCAAGAAGGAGGACGAGCACUGUCCCAUCGUCAUCCACUUCGUCCUGGCCAACAUCCACUUCAGAGAGUUUAAAGCUCCGGGAGUCCGCAGAGAGACGGAUAAGGAGAGGGAGUUUGCCGACUUCGAUAUAUUCGACGACACGGAGACGCCGUUCUCCACGUUUAACUUCAAGUACUCCAACCAGGCGUUCCAGCAGCUGCACGACCUCAUGGAGUUCAACACGCUCAACAAUAUCGAGACUAUAAAAGAAGCCAUCAAAGAGAGCAUUCGCCACAGACGAGCGGUUCCGUCCCGCUGCUCCGUCUCUCUGUCCCUCAACGAAAUCGAAAACAAGAAGUUCCUGAAACGAGAGAUGAGCAGCGCCAGAAGAGACACGCCCAACAGAUAAUUGACACGCUCGCACGUUCAGUCUGUGUGCGGCUGUGAUGUGGCGCCAGCGCUUCCUAAACACAAACAAGCCCGACUGGAUGUUCUAUAUUUGGGCCGAGCACGUAACCGGAGCCCUUUUGUUUCCUCACGUUCUGCAUGUGAGCAUAACUUUCAUUACAGCCGCUGUUGUGAUGGUGUGUUUACACGGUCUUACACGAUCUCUACGUCUUGCGUACGUCCACCGUGGACUCUGACGUGCGAUACACCCAGUCUGGAGGUGUUCACAGCCAACCUUCAUCAUCCCAGGCGUCUUUUUGCAGGCCACUGUUUUAUACACUAGAAGUCUAGUUUAAAAAGUGCAAUUAUUUAAAGGAUUAAGAUAUUCAAAUGUUUACUUUCCAUUAUGAUGAUUUUUAAUGACACUUUGUAAAUAUCCAGUACAGACAGACAUACAGACAGAUAGAAGAUAGAUAGAUAGACAGACAGACAGACAGAUAGACAGACAGAUAGAUACUUUAUUUAUCCCGAGGGAAAUUACUGGCCUCCAGUAGUUAAACAAGCAAAAGAAGAAGAACUAAUACAAAUAUAAUAAGUAGUGCGUAGUGAAUAUACAGUACAACGUGCAUAUAUACAAUAUAUAGUGCAAAUUGUGCAUCUGCAAAAUAAUAAUAAUAGUAGGAGCAGUAGUGUCUUUUAUUUAUAUAGCCGCCUUUUUAUACUAGACUUAAUAUGUUUAUAAAGGCAAAAUCACUAAGAGAAACAGUUACGUCCUGGAGAAUCUGAACCUGUUCCCAUAUCGGUCUGGUCGGUUAUGUUACUUUAUAAUGUAAAAUAUUUACACAUAGUGAGUUUAUGUUAACGUAUUUAUGAAUCCAACAUGUUUAACAUCAUCUCAUCUGAGUUCUGUUUGUGUUUGUAUGUAGUUUUCUACAUUUAUUUUAUGACUUUGUAACCACAAAAACAAAGAUACUGUGCAGCAGUGGCUCGUUUUUAUUGUUUUGUGAUUAUUUGUGUAC
Molecule: messenger RNA, 3229 nt
Organism: Trichomycterus rosablanca
Lineage: Eukaryota; Metazoa; Chordata; Actinopteri; Siluriformes; Trichomycteridae
Gene: pla2g4aa
Product: phospholipase A2, group IVAa (cytosolic, calcium-dependent)
Exons: 17
Coding region: 1-2232 (743 amino acids)
Biological process (GO): glycerophospholipid catabolic process
Cellular component (GO): endoplasmic reticulum; nucleus; cytosol
Molecular function (GO): calcium ion binding; calcium-dependent phospholipid binding
Source: RefSeq, a predicted model, not a curated record